UAAUUCUUCAUCGUUCCUCAUUUCCUACUGACAUGGAGUCUAGCAGAGCGCUCACAUCCUUAGGACAAGGGAAUGAAGGUUUAAGCAUAUGCAGAAGAUGGGAGAGCAUAUGAGAGCACGAAGGAGGAGGCAGGGAAGCUUGGAAAGCCAGAUCCUACCUCAAUUGCGCAAAGAACAUAUUUGCAUACUAGCAAUGGAGCCUGUAACUCAUAAAAAGCUGGAACAAUGUUUAUCCAUUAUGAAUCAAGAAAAACUAGCAAAACUUCAAGCUCAGGUCCGGAUAGGUGGUAAGGGAACAGCCCGCAGAAAGAAGAAGGUUGUGCACAGAACGGCAACAGCAGAUGACAAGAAACUUCAGAGCUCCCUCAAGAAACUGGCAGUAAAUAACAUUGCUGGAAUUGAGGAGGUUAAUAUGAUUAAAGACGACGGCACAGUUAUCCACUUCAACAACCCCAAGGUUCAAGCUUCCCUCUCUGCCAACACAUUUGCAAUCACUGGUCAUGCAGAAGUCAAGCAGAUCACAGAAAUGCUCCCAGGUAUCCUAAGUCAACUGGGAGCCGACAGCCUCACAAGUCUCCGCAAGCUAGCCGAACAGUUCCCCCGCCAGGUAUUGGACAGUAAGGUGCCUAAACCAGAGGACAUAGAAGAGGAGGAUGAUGACGUCCCUGAACUUGUAGAGAAUUUUGAUGAAGCGUCGAAAAACGAAGCAAAUUGAAAUACCUGUUGCAAACUUUUGGAGGAUAACAUGGACUUGAUUUUAACAAAACAGAAUUGAAAAUCAGCUGUGUGGUUCCAAAGUUUUACCAUGAAACAUCACGUGUUAAUAGCUCCAUAAUAUAAAUAUUUUGUAUUUUAACAAUGCUACUGCAGCAUUUUUCUUGCUGUUUAUUUUGCGUUUUGCACUUUUCCUCCCAGGACUUGCCCCUCUUUCGGAGAGACUGGAAAAAAAUAAAAUAAACGCAACAUUUUGUGUUCGCUCUGCGGUGCCAUUCGGUGAGCAGAAAGCUCAAGUAACACGUUAUUUUCUUGUCCUCCGUCUCCCUUCAGUAGAAAUAAAACACUUGUUUCAAUGUU
Molecule: messenger RNA, 1074 nt
Organism: Hyla sarda
Lineage: Eukaryota; Metazoa; Chordata; Amphibia; Anura; Hylidae
Gene: BTF3L4
Product: basic transcription factor 3 like 4
Exons: 6
Coding region: 89-715 (208 amino acids)
Source: RefSeq, a predicted model, not a curated record